ACAGUCGUGUUUAUAAUUUGCGGCUCCGAGGUGUGCGGCGCGCAUUGGGCAGACUGGAGUGAACUAAGUAAAUCUGCAGCGUUCUAAUUUAAUUGCGCGAUGAGCGCGUAAAAACACACCUGCGUAGCGCUGCAAUAAAACCAAUGUAGAUUUUUGUUUAUAUGUUCGCGUUUCCAUCGUAUUUUUCGAGUCUUAUUCGUUUUAAUUGUUAGUGCUCGUACGCUAAGUGAAUUGCUAGCAACUUGGGGCUAAAAGUGCCAAAAAGAGCCAGAAUCGAAAAGAAGCGGCUAAAGAGGAAUAAGCGAAAAGGAAGCAACGAAAACGGUGUUUUGCUCUCUUUCUCCUCUCUCAUCCUCGCCAUGUGUGUGCGUGUGCAAAUGUGUGUGUUGGCGUCGCUAAAAAAGUGCAUGUGAAGAUUAGGAAAAUAAUAAGGAAGGCAACGAAAAGUAAAAUAAAAUUUGAUGUACAAAAUACGCAAAUUGGUGACAAACAAUGUACAAGUGGCAUACAUGAAAUAAAGUUUUAUGCAAAAAAAACAAAAUCGACUGCAGUGCGUGCACUUGUGUGUAUGUGCCGCUGCAUAUGUGUAUGUGUGCAGUGUGGAAAUAAAGCAAGAGAGAAAAAAAAACUGUUUGCAGCCGGGGUACAAAUUCCAAUUGGAGUCUCAAGGAGCAUAAAUUCCCAUUCGACGCAUGCGUGGCUGCUAAAAAAAGCAACCGAAAGUGAAUUGAAUGGCAUCGAAUAGAUGGAAUGGAUAUGUGAAUGAAUUUCGACUUUCGCACAAUUUGCGCGCUCUUCACACUCGAUUAUUGGAAUCGAAUUAGAUACGCAAACUAACCGACAUUUUAUCAAAAUAACGAAACAAGUAUUUUGCAUAAAAACGAACGGAAAUCGAAAGGAACGCCCUGAAGGUCAUUGCCAGGGAGCGGAACGCCGGCAACGAAACGGGAAACAAUGGAAAUAAGAGGAAGCCAGGCAGACAUGCAAAUAUUGGGCGACUUUUGAGGGGUUCGAUUAACAUAACUCGCUCUCUAAAUAAAACAUUGUACAUCCCCCCAUGCACACAUGGUUAAUACAGCCAAAUAAAGUUGGAAAACAAUGGAAAUGCAACAGGAAAACGAGACGGGAAGAGAAGGGGUAAUCCCGAACUCGGAGAAAGAAGUAGCGUUGAUAAGUAACCAAGAGACUGAAAAAGCGGCCAUGAUUAGUGGUGGCAAAGAAGGUUCGGUAAGGGAUUUGGAGUCCCCAAACGAAACCGCCACCACCCAAAAAAUAGAACACACAACGAAACCACUUAAAUUGGAUGGCAUUUUUGCCAUGCCAGCCACUCCGCCGAAUAGGGCCGGACUAACAACAAAAUCGGCCAGCAGUAGCCGUAGCAGUUCCCUCAAAAAGCAGAGACGAGGAUCCAGAGGAAGUGCCAAUUUGAAUGUAGCGGGAACGGGUGAUGGAGCACCCAAAAGAAGCGCCCCCGGCGGUGGUCAGCUAAACUAUGGCACCAAUAGUGUUGGAAACGACCUUAUGAAGCAAUCGCAGUCCAUGACGUCACUGAAGGCCUCUAAUGAGGAACAGCAGGAGAGUCGUGACGUCAUCCAGGCCAAACUUCACUUGGAACGUCCCUACAACAGCCUCAAGAAAAAUUCGCAUAGCAAUAAAAUGCACCGUUAUUCGUGGGGAAGCGGAAACAGUCAAUGCAGUUCCACCAGUCUGCACAGCAGCGCCACCUUGGGUCUGGGUUCGUCUGGCAAAGACGACCUCUGGGCGGCCAUUCAAACGAACUACAACUACAUUAUGGACACGAACCUUUUGGACACUUGCAAGGAGGCGCGCUGUGAGAUAGAGGGCGCUGCCACGGUGUUGGAGAAAUCCAGUGAAUGUUCCUUUAAGAUGCUCGAUGAGACCCAACGACCGGAGGGUCUUUGUGAGGAUCCCAAGGAGUUGCGGCGUUGGCUGCGCGAAAUGGAGAAUAAAUUGGAGAGUUCGCCGACAAUCACAGAGCUGACUUUGUUUGGCAACGCGGAAUUGCAGCGCCAUCUAGCAGUACACUCGGUGUUGUACCAUGAAAUUGCAUCACACGCUCGAGUGGUGAGCUCUUGCAUUCGAGCCGCCGAAAAGGAACAGCAACUCCAACAGCAGCAGCAACUGUCGAGUCAGCAACCCGCCUCAUUGACCAGCAACUGCUCCAGUGAGUCAACCAGCGAAUCGGCCACAAAGUCGAGCAGCCUGAGCAGUGGUUUCGCUUCCGAUCCGGUGACCACACCCAUUGGAACCGCAGCAGCGGCCCCGCCGUCAAGUAGCACCCACCCAUCCAAGAAGGGGGAGGGCAACUUGGAGCGACUUAGGGAUCGCUACCAUCUGUUGUAUCUGAAGGCGUUCGAACUGCAAUUGUGCCUGGAUAAUCUGCUCAGGAAACGCAGUUCCGCAGCGAAUGGUUUGGAUGACGACGAGGACGAAGAGGAGGACACCGAAGACGAUUCCUUUGGCUACGAGGGCGAAGCCACCGAGGACGAUCUGAACGAGGUCAACUCGGAUCUCGAUCUAGAGAACAGCGAGUCCAAGUCGGCCACCCCCGCGGAACUUAUUCUCCAGCGCUGUCAGAUUGCAGCUACCCAGAUUGUGUGCGGACUGGAUGAGACCCAAUCCCAGUCGCGGUCACAGCAAGUCCCAUCCCAAGCGAAGUCGCCGUCAGCGGAUCAGCCACGCGAUUGUCUUGCACCUCAAAAGCCCGGCGAUGAGGCCGAUGAAGAGCUAGAGGAGGAGGACGAGGAUCCUGAUAUCGGCACCGAUGUGGUGGACUUCCUGAUUGCCAAGCGAUCGUGGAGACAGGUGAACCACCCGAAUCCCAGUGGUACAGCCACCCUAACGGAUUUCGAGGCGGAUUCAGAGAGCAGUGACUUCGAGCAGGUGCAGCAGUUGAGCAGAAGAGGAUUACCCCCAACAGUGGGCAGCACCCGAAGGGUCCUUAACCUCAUUGAGAUGCCCCAGAGCAGCAACAGCAAUAUCAGCAGCAGCAACUCGUUGCUACAGCAACGAAAUCACAAUAUCGGCAACAAAAUGCUGCCCAACAAAGCGCACGGCAAGAACAUUGCCGUGGCGGUAAUCACACCCAAUUCACAUGGAAACACCAGUCACGGUCAUGGGCUCGGUCACGGACUCGGCCACGAGCUGAACAAGUCGCCUUUGGGGCUGCGCAAGACGCGUCAUCACCACAAUGACACCUCCAAGUUCAACCGAUCCAAUCGCAAGUCGAAGAACUGUGCGAUCUUCUAUUUCAAGCACCUGGACACGGACAACGAGCAGGGAAACGCGGCGGGCAGUGAUCUCCAGAGCGAGGAUGAUCCGAGCCUGAUCCAUCGGCGCAGAGCUGGAGGCGACAUACUGAAAUCGGCUGAUGCCUCAACGGAUGACGACGACGAAGGUUGGCUCUACACGGCGACAGCAGCAGCAACAUUGGAAGUUGCAACAGCAGCAACUGCAGCACCGACUGCCGCAGCAGCAACAUCGAGUGUGGAUGGUCUGCAGUCCACGGCCGUCUCCUCGACUACGGCCACGGGUGGACCACUCCCGCCCAGCGACGACUCUGAUAAGGAGAACAAGGUGGCUCUGGUCAGCGCCACGACAAUCACGGCGGCAGCAACCGCAACUGCAACAUCCAUUGCAACACUGCACAGCAGCAACUACGACAGCAGCAGCGCCUGUUCCUCCUCCAAUUCAAAUUCGAAUUCGAACUCCAACUCGAACGGCAGGCUCACGGAGACCUCAGCCACCUCGCGAGUAACCCAGCUACAGAUGCAAAUCCACUCGCAAUCGCAGUCGCAGUCACAGAUGGAGCUCCAAAUCAAUGGCAAUGCCAUCGACGGCAGACACAUCAUUAGCAACAACAAUUGCUACAGCAGCAUGCAACAUCAGCCGCAAAACAACAACGAGGGUGAGGCAGCCGAGGAUCUGGCCAAGAUCAAGAUGGGUGACGAUGAAGCAGCUGCUGAUAUGGCAAAUGGAAACGCCACCAAAUCUCAGCAGAUGAGCAACGGUGUGUACAGUCGCGCGGACUCUUGCAACUUCACCGUUUGGGCGGCAGAAACUGUAGCCAGUUGCCACUUGCCCCCGAGAUCGCCGGCCAAAUCGGCCAAGUCCUCGAAAUCCCAGGCCAGCAAUGCCACCGUGUCUGGAUCCACGCUUGUUUCCCCAGUCAAGGGCAAGGUCUCGCAUGAUUCAAUCAAGCAGUUGGUGCUGGAAGCCGAGCAUUUGGUGCGCGACGCCCAAGAGACCGCACUGAAGACGCCAACCAAGCAGAAACAUUCCAUCAUUAAGAUCUCGUCGACGGUCAAGAAGCGCGAGGUCACUAUGCCCCAUCCCAUCAAGCAGCGUGUGGAGGAAUGGCUGGAGCACCAGCCCUCGACCCCACAGCUGCUGACCCGGAGCCACACGCACGAGCUCCUGCCCAGCUGCAAGCCAGAUGACUGUGAGGCCUCCGGAGAAGCAUCCGAAACAGACUCGGUGCCCCAAGCUGGAGCAGGAGUAAACGGAGGAGCACCGAAUGGUGCGGGAUCGGAUACAUCGGAGGGCUUCACCGAUUCCAUUGCCACAUGUAUGCAAACGAGCACGAAUUCCUAUGGGAAUUCCACGGAGAGAAUCGGUGGAUCGGCUGAACCCAUUGGACAGCCCGUCACGCCUUUGGGCUUUGGCAGCAGCAACCAGAGCCUGAAUGUAAAGAUUGUAAAGCGAUCGCAAACGCGUCGCAAGUCGGAGAGACCAUGGUCGGUCUCGUGUCUGUCCCAGUUGACUACGGAUGCAGCCCAGUUAACCACGGCCCGGAUAGUGGAAAACUCUCCGUCCGGUCUGGCCAGUCACUCGAUCAGUGAGAGUGCCCUGGACUCGCUUUCGCCAGGACCAAGACCGCGGGCAGCUUCUUCCUCGGGAACGGGAAGCAAUGCAGCCAAGAAGGCGGAUAGCAAGGGCUCAUUGAGGAGGAGGAAGGCCAGGAAGAAGCGCAUUUCGGCCGCAUCGGCUGGCAGGAAAUCUGAUUCAGGUUCCGAACUGGGUGGAGAUCUCACCCAGACACUGAUGAAGUCCUGCGAGUCCAUGUCCUCGCAGCAGCUGCAGGAGUUCACCAAUGCCCUUCUGAGCAUUCAAAAAGGCGCAGUAGUUGCUCCUUUGAGUCCCAAGGGCGACGUUUCUGGAGUACCUUCACUGGCCGAUGGCGAGGGAGGGGAAACCCAGCUGAUGCUACCCAAGUUCCGGGUGGGCUCCUUCACCACAGCUGGCCUAUUGGCUACUGAUACGAGGUUAGGCGCUUUAGCAGCCCUCUCAAACUACAUGAACGAGGACGAACAACAAGCAGAACUCAGCACUGAGGACCAUCAUAGCAGCAUCUCGGAGACGGCGUGGGACAACUACCAAGAGAAAUACAACUCGGAGAACUAUUCCGAGGGCUUUGAUUCAGAUGCGGCCCGGCGUCUCUUGGAAUUCGGCGACGACUAUCGCAAUUUCAUCGACUCGCAAUCGGACUGCUGCAGUUCUCUGUCGGCGGCCAACAAUCUGGACUCGUUCUCGCCGCCGCGCAUGGACUCACUGCAGAAGCACGAGCUGAAGACCCUCCAUAUCAACCAGGACACAAUCACCAGCACCGUGGACCACGCCCGCCGCCAGCGCGCCCUUGAACUGCAGUACGAGCGUCGUCGCAAGACCCUGGAAGUUCGACGAAAGUCUUGCCAAGACAUGGAUGAGAGCCUGAUGGCUAGUCCCCAGUCGGAUCAACAGCAGCAGCAAUUGCAGGUCACGCCUUCGUUGUCUGCCUCCGCCACCGCCCUAAUGACCACGCCCAAGAUUCAGUCGACCAGCCACCAGAUUAGCCAUCGCGCAGAAUCUGUGGGACGCAAGUUGGAUUUCGGCGGAAUGAGCCACUCCGCUCAGUCCCUGCUGCGUCGCACCUCGGAGAGCGAUACUUCAACCAGGAGACGACGCACUGUGACGGCGGACGAAAGAAGACGCUCCUCCCGCAACCUGGAGAAGUGCAUCAAACUUAUUCCAGCUACCACUUCCUCGUCGAGUGGCUCGGACUCCGAGGACGGAGAGCAGGAGAUGCGAUCCCUGCUGCAGCAGAGCCGCGACAGGCUGGACGACACCAGAGCCCUGAAGAUCAGAUGCCAUCUGCUUAGACCAGAGGAUUAUAACGAGAUCAUCAACACUUGCCGCGACAACAUUCGCUGCCUGGAGGCCGUGCUGCGCGGUCCGCCCGGCACCGUGUUGUCCAACCACUGCGCUGGCCAGACAAAAGAUCUGCUCGGCGCCUGGGAGGAUCUACUUAGCUGGAGCGAGAAUGCCUCCGCUGCCCGCAAAUUGCAGCAGGAGAUGAGUGUGUUGAAGAGCUCGCUGCAGCGCCUGGGAGACAAGCCAACUCCAGAGCUCCUCGAUACGGAGCCGGCCAUCCAAAUAGCAGUGGAGGCGCUCAAGUUGGAGCAGACGCAACUGACCAGCUAUAGGACCAACAUGCUGCGUCUUAACGCCUCCGUCCACAGUUGGCUUACCAAGCAGGAGCGGCGACUGCAGAGCGCCUUGGAGGAACAGGAGCAGCAACAGGAGUCCGAACAACUCAAGCAGCAAAAACUUGUUGAAGAGGAGAAGGGAGCUGACGUUCAGAAGGAGCUGGCGUCUACCGGAGCAGUGGCCAUCACGGUCACCGACAGCAAUGGUAAUCAGGUGGAGGCACUAGCCACAGGAGAAGCCUCCACCUCCACGCCAGCCUGGGAUGUGCACACGCUGAUGUCAUCGGAGCAGGAGUUCCAUAAGCAUCUGAAGAACGAAGUGAGCGACAUGUACAGUUCCUGGGAUGAGGCGGAUGCCAGAAUCAACACGCAACUGGAAAUGCUUACCAACUCGCUUAUUGCCUGGAGGCAGUUGGAGUCCGGUUUGAGUGAGUUCCAAUUGGCUUUGGGCCAAGAUAGGGGCACUCUGAAGGGUCUUGAAGGAGCUCUGGACAAGGGACAAGCCACACCAGUCGAGCUGGCCCAGAAUGUAAAACUGGUGGCCAAGCUGCUGUCCGAAAAGGUUCACGUAAGCCAGGAGCAACUUUUGGCCGUCCAGCAGCACCUGGACCCCAACCACAUCUACCACAUUACGAAGUUUACAGCCUCAAAUGGCUCGCUAUCAGAUUCCGGCAUCUCUGAUGGAGGAGCUACUUCUGAUGGUGGCCUGUCCGAGAGGGAGCGACGACUGGGAGUUCUUCGACGCCUAGCAAAGCAGUUGGAACUAGCUCUGGCGCCGGGAAGCGAAGCCAUGCGUUCUAUUGCUGCCCGAAUGGAAAGUGCCGAGGCCGACCUGAAGCACCUGCAGAACACCUGUAGAGACUUAAUUGUUCGCACUGCAGCUAGCCACCAGCAGAAGCAGCAGAUCCAGCAAAAUCAGACCCAGCAGGUGUCACCGAAGGCCAAUGGACACAUUAAGAAGCAGGCCGCAAAGGGCAAGGCAGAACCCCAGUCGCCUGGCAGACGUGGUAAAGGAGCUCGAAAGGCGCGUCAGGCCAAGAAGGCUGGAGAGGAUCAGCAAGUAGAGGAGCCAAGUCUCAGCCCAGAACAGCAGAAGAUGGUCCUGAAGCAACUCAAGACCUUGACAAGUGGCGAUGGUGGGGACGACCCCUCUGACGAUCCCUCGUUGCUCUUCAACCUGGAAAGCUCCGAGGAAGAUGGAGAGGGAGCGGAUCCUGCACAGACCUCUAAGCGAGGGUGGGCGUGGCGCAUCGCGAGGGCGGCAGUGCCUAUGCAGGUGGCCCUGUUCACAAUCUUCUGCGCUGCCUGCCUGAUGCAACCCAACUGCUGCGACAAUCUGAACAACCUGUCCAUGAGCUUCACGCCGCAGCUCCGCUAUAUCCGUGGACCACCUCCGAUCUGAGGACAGAGCGCGACUAAUUAAGCAGGCCGCUAAUCGUUGUAGGUUACCGUUACGUUAUGUUAAGGCAUUUAACAGCUGUAACUAGAGUUAACCAGCGCAACCAGCCACUUAGGCAGAGCCACUAAGAGCUCGCCUGUGGCGCGCGUUUUCCGCGCUCGAGGUUUUACAAUCCCGAACAGAGCGCUCUCCUCCGAAAGGUGCGACACCCAGAGGCAGCCCAAUUUUAUAUGUCUAAUUUAGGUAGCGAGCGCGAAAGGAACGCAAUUUAUAGUAAGGAUGUAUUUGUUAUUUCGGUUAAUUUCCUACGAGUUUAGGUUGCUGUUCGAUUGAACGCUGAAUAUGUACUUAGGCGAGGAGCAGACGAUGCCCAGCCACGUGUAAACUGCCGCAUAAAGGAACAAAGGGGCGGAUCGUCCCCCAGAUUCUUACCCAGUAAAUAUGAUACAAACACAAUGAUCAAUUGAGUGGCGUUUUUGUAUACUUUUUUGUUUGAAAAACACUAAAGUGCCUACAAAUGCGAACUGUGAACGAGGAGCUACCAGCAGAUGACAAAGGAUCCGUCGAGGAGUCCAAACGAGAGUAUGAAUCCAAGGCACCGAAGCAAACAGAAGCUAAAAAGCCAACAGCACUAAGGAGCUAGCAAUGGAGCUCACCAGAACAGCGAUGAAGAAUCAGAGUUUAUAUUUUUAUACGCAACGCAACUAUACACAAUCAGUGCGGAGACAACGAAUCUUCAGCCAACACACAUCAUACGUUUUAUGUCUAUUAUAUUAAUAGGAUAAACCUUACACUUAUUUUGCAAGAAAACAAAAAUUCAAC
Drosophila melanogaster (fruit fly) is the source of this 8706-nucleotide messenger RNA. It is a transcript of the gene klar, whose product is annotated as klarsicht. Gene Ontology annotation, cellular component: perinuclear region of cytoplasm; microtubule organizing center; nuclear envelope. NCBI's taxonomy places the organism in Eukaryota, Metazoa, Arthropoda, Insecta, Diptera, Drosophilidae. The record is from RefSeq and is marked reviewed. The coding region runs from base 1099 to 7887 and encodes 2262 amino acids. The transcript is spliced from 19 exons.